AUGGCGCUCGCGGCCAACAAAAUAUUGAUACUUGGGGCAUCGCAAUCUGGGAAGACCACAUUGCUGAAACGCAUCCAAUAUCUUAUUGAUGGGGAACCCACCGAGGAGGAGCGCGCCGUCUGGGCAGACACCAUGCGAACCUAUUUGGCCAAUGAAACUAUGACGGUGUUGGAUUUUAUGAAAAAAAAUGGUACCUUCCUGCAGUACCCGGACAUAAACAAGCCUCACAUUAAGACUCUACGCAAUCAGCCUCGCUCCGAAAUCCGAGAUGUGGAAGCCGCCAUCUCCUCCCUUUGGAAAGACAAGAAUUUUUUGCGAGGAUUUUACUGGUCGUAUCGCACGCAACCGGCCAAUAUCAAACAGCUAGCUGGCCGAAUCCAGCACCUGGCUGACCGAGGCCAGCAUCGCUAUACGCCCACCACGCAAGAUAUCCUCCAGGUGUUUGUCAAAACCACAGGGAUUUACGAGACCACUAUGCACUACAACUCCCGACCCUUCCAGAUCUGUGAUGUGGGCGGGAAUAAAUCACAGCGAAAGAAAUGGAUUCAUGCGUUCCCGAAUACUUCGGUGGUCAUUUUCACGGCUGACGCUACCUCCUAUUCGAAAGUCCUGUGUGAGGAUGAGAAUGAGCUUCGCGUGGCAGAAGAAUUGACCCUAUUUGAAUCCAUUGCAAACCACCGCCAGUUUACAAACACCCGCCUGGUGCUCAUACUGACUCACAUAGAUAAACUUGACAAUAUAUUCGUGCGGAAUCCGGUGACGGAUUGCUUUCCCGAUUUCACCUCUUCAAGCUUGCCAGGCUUUCCAGGCUACAAGGAAGACUACCUGACCGACUUGGAGAACCGAUUCUCGAGUAGACUUCCGGAUGAGAGGGACCGAGGGACUUUUCAGAUUCUUCGGGCAGAUCUGAUCCAUGAUGGACUUGAAACAGUGGAAGACAUUCUCAAGACCUUGUUGGAGGACACGAUCCCAUAA
Messenger RNA from Clonostachys solani, 975 nucleotides. The record is from the annotation of a GenBank genome assembly. NCBI's taxonomy places the organism in Eukaryota, Fungi, Ascomycota, Sordariomycetes, Hypocreales, Bionectriaceae.